GUAUAGUAGUGCUGUAUUAUAGUAGUGUUGUUAUAGUAGUGUUGUAUUUAAGAAGCAUGAUGUUGUGGAGAGGGCGAGGUAGCCAGCUCGACUGGCUUUCUGGCUGAGUAUAUUUCUGAUCAAUUCACACAACGGACACUUUUUUUAUCAAGUUUGGGAAAUAUUUUACUGCUGUGUCCCAUUUUAAUAUCCUCACAAACAGAGACAAGAAGAGAAAAGAGAGACUCAGGCUACUGGAUCUAACGUGAGAGAAAAGACGGUGAUAAUACAUAGAAGAGAGAAGAAACUCACACACCCACAAGAGAGACAGAGAGAGAGAGACUGAAAAAAAUUCUUAUAAUAUUAGUGUUUUCACCAGUGGCCUGAACUUAAAAAGGCCUUGUAAAUAUAUAUAUAAAUAUAUUAUAUUAUAUAUUGUUAUAUAUGUUAUGUGGCUAGCCAAGGUUAAGUGAAUUAACCAGUUAGUUAACCAUGGAUCUUAUACAGCCUGCUUACUCAGUAAUAGCAGCAAAAAUAGUUGCGGCAACAGUACUGCCAUUCUCAAUACAGCUAGAUCAUUUCCGACACCCUUCUCUCAUUCUGUGAACGAUCACCUACCAGCUUCCUUCAUUGUUAUGUGUGUAUAUACAUAUAUAUGAUAUAUAUAUAAUAUAUAUUAUAUAUGUACAUAUAUAUAUUGUAUAUAUAUACUGUAUAUAUCUAGACGCACGUAUAUCUCUAUAUAUUUAUAUAUUAUAUAUGUAUAUCUAUUAUACACACAUACACAUGACAGUCAGAAGUAUUUUUCACACAAUCAAGGAUUAUUUACUAUACUUUUUUACUCACGCCAACCAAAGGAUUACCGAACAAACGGGGAAGAAUCCGACACUACUCCUAAUCCGGAUGUAUACGACGAAUAUAUAUUUACUCACUUGAUAUAGAAUAGAUAUAUAGAUAUAUAUAUAUAUAUAAAUAUAUAUAUGUGUGUGUGUACAUAUAUACAUGUUAGAGUGUAUAUGUAUAUCUAGAGGUAUGUGUGAAUGUGUGUGAUUGGGGUGUGUUGCAAAAGGAAAGUAUUCUAUCAGCCUUGUAUUGUGCGUGCGUGUGGUGUGAGUGUGUGAGUGAGUGAGUGUGUGCAUGUGAGUGUGUGCGUGUGAGUGUGUAUGUAUGCAUGUACGUGUAUAUACACACACACACACGUGCAAAAGAAAUACUAUACAUAGAUAUAUAUAUGUGUAUAUAUAUAUGUCUGUAUGUUUGUUACAUACAUUUGUGUGAGUGUGUGUGAAUGUGUGAAGAGCAGUUUGCUGGGUGCGGUUUGCCCAGUGCUGUAGUAAAUAAAUAAGUCUAUAAAAAAUAAGAUUAAAAAAGAAAAAAAAGAAAAAAGGAAUUUCAAAAGUCCUAAAGUGACUGCCCAGCCAGACAUCGUUCAGGUAGAGAGUUUGUGCUGUAAAGGCCCUGGGCUAAAAUGAAUAGCAAUAUCGAGCACCAAGCAACUGUAGAUAAAGGGCUAAAGAUGAAGAUAAAGAGGAAAAACGUGAGUGGAGCAAAUAACAAGGCUGAACCGAAACAUGAAAUUGUAAAACCAGAUUCUGGAAAGUGUGUAGCAUCGACCCCUGGCGGCGGAGGUGGUGGCAGUGGCAGUAGUGGUGGUGGAGGUGGCGGCGGAGGCGGCGUGACUUCGUCUGGCGGAGGCGGUGGUACGACGGGAGGGUCGUCCUCCGUGGGUCCCGCCUCGUCGGUUAGUGACGCAGGCGUGCCGGGCGGCUCCGGAGGGGGCGGCGGCGGUGGUGGCGGCAAUGCUGUUGCCGCUACUACUAGCGGGGCAGCGUCGGGGCCGGCUUGUAGUGCCUCUUGUAGCAGCGUGGUGGUGGCCAGUGGCGGCGGCACCAAUGGUGUUCUGCUGCUCGCCGACAAGAUGAAACCGUCUCCUGGUGGUGACAGCAACAACAGCAACAGCAACAACAAUAACAAUAACAGUAGUAAACAGGAGAAGUCACCCAAAAUGAAAGGGUCCCACAAGAAGGAGAAGAUGAAAGACAAGACCAAGUCCAGUGCUUCAGGCACAUCAUCUACAUCAUCAUCAUCAUCAUCGUCAUCAUCGACAUCAUCAUCAUCAUCGUCAUCAACUAGUUCUAGUUCGGCUACAACUAAUUCCACAUCUACAGCAUCAUCAUCAUCAUUGUCGUCAGCAUCAUCCAUUUCUUGUCCACCGCCACCACCACCACCACCACCACCUUCAUCAUCGUCGUUGUCGUCGUCAUCUUCUUCGUCAACACCUUGUUCGUCGUCAUCAUCUACUUCCUGUCCUGCUCCGUCUUCCGGUGCUGACUGUUGCGUUUCCAAUGGAAACAAUAACCCGUCGUCAUCAGCUGCUGUUAUCAGCAAUGGGUUGGAUACAUCUACCAUUUAUAAUCCAGUGUUGGAACCACGAGGGGGAGAUGUGCCCCAUCUUAAAAAGGAAAAUCCUACACCAGAUCCGUAUGAAUUUAAUGCCAAAGUUGAGGAUGGAUUUGGACUACCUAUGAAGAAGAUAAAAGUCGAAAAGGUUGAAGCAGCAUGUUCACCAAUGCAACCAGAGUUACAUGAUAUGGGGACAGAUACUUGCAGCGUUGGGGUUAUCACAGAACCGGAGUGUCUUGGACCAUGUGAACCUGGAACUAGUGUUACAUUAGAGGGUAUUGUCUGGCAUGAGACAGAGAAUGGUGUCCUUGUUAUCAACGUCACAUGGAGAGGGAAAACGUAUGUCGGAACGCUACUAGAUGCUACAAAACAUGAUUGGGCCCCACCCAGAUUCAACUGUGACUCUCCUGUAAGUGACUUCGAAUCAAGGACUCCGAAAGGACGCGGCAAGCGAGGCCGAGGCAACACUGCGACGCCGGUCAAUGAACGCUUGAAUAUCAGUGGUGGUGGCAACAACAACAACAACAACAGCAGCAGCAACAACAGUAGCAGCAGCAACAACAAUAACAACAACAAUAACAGCAACAACAACAACAAUGGCAACGGCAACAACAACGAGGGACGCAAACUUCGGAAAGGCCGGCGGUGUGGAGGCAACAGCUUCCAGGCUCCGGCCAGCCCUGCCAAAUUAGAGCACGAUCGCAGCAGUUCUUUGAAACGCAAGGGAAGGCCUUCAGAUUUGGAUUUGUCCGUUCCUUCAGAUCCUUGCAAAGGAAGCAAAAGGUGCCGGUCAAGCUGGAGGAGCGGCACCAGUGCCAAUAGUAACACAAGUGCUAGUGGCAAUAAUAAUAAUAAUAAUAAUAAUAAUAAUAACAGUAACAACAGCAGCAACAACAAUAACAACAACAGCAACAACAACAGCAGCAGCAGCAGCAGUAGUAGUAGUAUAAAUAAUUCUUCAAUGUCUUCAGCUACGAUCAGUUUGUCAACCAGCGGUAACGGUGUCGCUAGUACUGGGUCUGCUAGUGGAGAGUCCAGUUCGCCGGUUCUGUUGAAAUGUCCUGAAGCCAACUGUAACAAACAGUACAAACAUAUUAAUGGUCUACGCUACCAUCAGUCUCACGCUCAUCACAGUUCCAUGCUGCAAGCCCAAGAGGCUGACGAGAAUUUACGCGAUGAGGAUGCUAUAAGCAUGGAAGGUAAUAUAACUGACGAGGAAGUCAGUCGUAGUCGGAAAGACGAAACCAGUGAGAAAAGCAGUCGGAAAGAGAAAAUCAAGGAAGAGAUACAAAGUGAUGACAAUAUCCAUGCCGAGGAAGGGUCCACAGCAGGUGAUUUAAAUCAAGAACAAAUCAGUUGCCAGUCAGCGGACGAAGCUAGUGAUGAACAGAAAGUUUUAUUAGACAAAACGUCAAUUAAAAGUGAAAUAACAUCAUUAGGAGAAACAAUUAAAACUGAGAAAGUAAUUAAGAGUGAACAUCCAUCAAGUUGUUGUGCUUCCAUACAUCCUCCAUCUGGUCUCAGUGUUGGUGGUUCUGUCUCAAAGCCUCUUCCUAAUCAAAUGUACCAACUUCCUGGUGCCCCCAUGGGUUGUCUAGGCACAGGUGGUGUUUCCAUGGUAACUCAAACAAACUGUCAGACGAGCCCCAUGCUAUCUAUGUCGGCAUCAUCAGUGGCGCCCUCUGUGGUCAGUCCUAUGAGUAGCCAGUCUUUACUUACCUCCGUCACUACAUUCGGUACAAUCUCUCAUGUUGCAGAAUCAUGCCGGAUGGAUUUGAAAGAUUCGGACAAAACUAUAAAAACAGAAAAAAUAUCUGUGGUUGACAAAUCAAAAUGUAAAACUCCUACUCGACCAAUAGUUCCAGCCCCUAGCCCCCAGCUUAUGGCAUUCCCUGGCAGUGUCAGUUCUUCUCACACUGGCCUAACCUCUGUGCCAACCACUCAUACUCAGGUAUCUCCCUCACUGAAGCCAAUCCAGCCAAAACCGACCAUCCUAGGUGAAUCCAUGAACAUUAACUCAUCUCUUGUCAGCUUCAAAGAUAAAAAACCAAAACAAAAGAAGAAGUGUAGCAAAGAGAAAGAGUUGGGUAAAUGUGAUGUUCCCUCCCUGAAGGGGGAUCACACCCCCAAAUAUGAACGAACAGCUGUGAUUAAAGCAGUAGCUUCACCACCGAAACCAGGGCUUGAUUUGAUGCCCAAAAAAGAUAGUAGUUUAAUGGAACCCCCUCAUUUAAUAUCUGACCUCUCCCGAUCGACUGUUAGUUCGUUAGGCUGUGCAAACUCUGUGAUUGCUGCACAAAUCUCUCCCAAGUCAUCGCUCGAUCCAAGUCAAGUCACUCGUAUGACACAACCCCCAGGCCUUUUAAAGGUCGGCGCUCCAAUGCCUGGUUUACUUUCAACGCCAGACAGGAAGACGCCGGUCAAUGAUGACGUCCAAAGUCCAGCCUAUUCAGACAUUUCUGAUGCCAAUGAGUCUGGGUCCCCUACACAAGGUGACACACCUGUGAAAGUGAAGGAAGAAAGUUCUAGCUCACGUAAAGAAGAGAAACAUCAAGGUCGGAACAGCCCGGAACCUCCUCCGACAGCCGUUCCCCAUUAUGGUAUGUAUGGUUACUACGGCCAGUCGUCCUACCUUGUUCCUAAUGUUUCCCAGCCCUCGUCUCAUGUCAGCCAGAGCAGUGCUUCCAACAGUGUGUCAGGGAGCUCGUCUGUGGGCAACCACAAGGCAUCGACUUCAAUCAAAAGUGAACCACCCCAGGGCGUUGUGGUCAGCUGCCAAGAUGAUAAAAUGGGAGUUUCAUUAGAGGAAGGAAUGAAAAUGGGUGAAGAAAAGAAAAUCAAAGAAGAAAAAGAAGAUCCUAAGCAUAAAGAAGGUGCUCCUCCUGGUGGAGGGGGAGGUGGUGGUGGCGGCGGCGGUGGUGGAGGAGGCAGUGGAAGCGGUGGACCAAGCAGUGCAGCAGCAGCUAUCUCACCUCAUGAUUAUCCACAGAAAUGGUACCAGCAGUAUUAUGCCUGGCCUCAGCCUCCACACUUCCAAUAUCUCUAUGGAUAUGUUGAUCCUUCGUUCCACAUGCAUCACCUGGCAGACCCGCAGUAUCGACAGCAAUACGAGAAAGCUUUAGAAGAUCAAAAACGAGUACAGCACUACCCGGGUAAAGAUGCUGAAUCCUGCAAGAAAGCAAUAGAAUUUCAAAACAAAUCUGGUUUACCUGAUGACUUAAAAGCAUCGUCACAUUCUGAUAUUCCACCCAACGUCCACACUAUCAAAUCGAGUCCUCACAAUAUGGCUUUGAAAUCAAACCAAACAGAUAAGGGCCCGGACAACCGGAAAAUAAUGGUCGAGAAAUCUCUGGAGAGGGAACGAGAACAGGCAAUCAGAGAGAAAAAAAAUGAAAACCACCAAAUAAUGAACGAAAACUUUGAGGUGAAGUCACAGAUGGACAAGUCUCGGUGUGAGAUGUCAGAAGCUGAGGCCUACCGGAUGCAGCACAAUGAUGUCCGACACGAGGGUAUACCACACUUUUAUAUGUACCAACAGCAGAAGUUCCUUGAACAAGAGAAACGCAAGAUGGAGUAUGGGCCUAAGCCUGACAUGCAAGCAAUGGAGUUGAUGAUCCCUAAGGGUGGUCAUAAGAUGUUGGAGCAUGGUAGGUUAAUGCCCAACGAUGAGAUUCUCUCUCGCGAUAACAAUACUAGCAGUAAUAGCAGUAACUCUUCCAAGCGUGAUCUCUUGGACAUGAAGACUAAAGAGGUGAUGGUACGUGAUAUAAAACCUAUAAGUAAACCAAUUCCAGAUCUCUGUCAGACUUCCGACAAGCGAAUGAUGAUGAUGGACAAGUUGCGCAGCCCAGCUGAAAGCCAGAAACUAAAGAGUUCCUACUCGUUGUCUCUAGGUAACAGCAGUAGUGGUGGUAGUGGUGUUAUUGGUGGUGGUGGCAGCGGUGGUGGUGGUGGUGUUGGUGGCGGCGGCGGCAGUGGUGGUGGUGGUGGUGGUGGUGGUGGUGGCAGUAAUAAUAGUAGUAAUAAUAGUAACAUGCCACCGUCUUCUUCCUCGUCGUCAUCAUCAUCAUCCUCAUCCAAUAAUAAUAAUAGUAGUAGUAGUAGUGUCCCUAGUUCAAACAGUAACACAGCUGUAUCUGCUGCUACUUCUGCAAAUUACCCUCAUUAUGUACCCUACCCCUAUAUGCAGUCACCUGGUUACAGUCCGUUGCACUUCGAUGCCUAUCGGCAGUUUAACCCCGUGCUCGGUUACCCAAACGCAUCUUACCUACAUCCAUCUCAUUUAGGCUACCGGCUUAACCAAAGCGAUGUUGAAAAAGAAGAAAAAAACACGUCCUCCCAAAAGAAUAUUCUAAACCAACCUGUCCUCCCCGGCACUGAGUUGGAACCUUCUAAAUCAGCAGAAGUGAUCCACCAUUCUUCUUCAGCCUCAUAUUAUGAGAUGCACAAAAUGUCAGAACUUCAGGAAAAAACCUCAUCACGACCCUCAUCAAACUGUCAUUCUUCACCACAUCCAAAAACAUCAAUCUCUGAGACUUCUGUAUCACCAUCCCCAAAUUUUGAUAAAACUCGAGACUAUCAGAAUUCCCCACCCACUCAAAGACACGUCCAUACUCACCAUCAUACACAUGUGGUCGGUGCCACGUUUCCUCUCUAUCCAUUUACAAAUAAAUAAGAACAUGAUGUAAAAUAAAACAAAAUAUAAGAAAAAAGUUUUAAAAAAAUAAAUAAAAGAGACACAAAAUCAGUAUUAAGAAAGAAAAAAAAAGAAAAAAGUUGAUUAUGUUAAAAGAUUUUAAAAAAUAUAUAAAAUUGUCAUAGUUGAAAAAAAAAAACAAAUAAAAUUAUAAAUUUUAUUCUGUGCAAAAAUUUAUGAAAAAAAAUAAUGAAUCUAUCUAAAGAACCAAAACUUUUGAAAGUGAAACCAAAAAAAAAAAAUAAUAAUUUCAGUUUUUAUGGGAAGAAUUCAAUUGUAUUUGGUGUAUAUAAAGAAAUACAGUUUGAGUUUCUUCCAGUUUUUGAAGGGACAGUUACCAUGGCAUUCAGCAAUCCUUGUAAAAAAAAAAAAUUAAAAAAUUAAAAAAUAUAUACAACCAAACAAUAAAAUGUUCCAGAUUUAA
Messenger RNA from Octopus sinensis (East Asian common octopus), 7502 nucleotides. RefSeq names its product zinc finger protein 609. Lineage: Eukaryota; Metazoa; Mollusca; Cephalopoda; Octopoda; Octopodidae. Gene Ontology annotation, cellular component: nucleus. The record is from RefSeq and is a predicted model, not a curated record. The coding region runs from base 1448 to 7057 and encodes 1869 amino acids. The transcript is spliced from 5 exons. Gene Ontology annotation, biological process: regulation of transcription by RNA polymerase II.